CAGCCGGCCACGCGGGGCGCGCGCAGGAAAGCUAGCGUCCCGCCCAGGAGCCCAGGGGUUCGGCCCGGGAGACAAUGGCUGGCUCCGUGUCGGUGGUUCGGGCGCGGCUGGGCGUCUGGGGAGUGCGAGUCCUGCAGAGCCGGGGUUUCGGCUCCGACCAGUCGGAGAGUAUGAACUCCGGCGCCGGCUCCAUCCGAGAAGCCGGUGGGGCCUUCGGCAAGAGAGAGAAGGCGGAGGAGGAUCGGUACUUCCGAGAGAAAACUAGAGAACAGCUGGCAGCCUUGAAAAAACACCAUGAAGAUGAGAUUGAACUACAUGAGGAGGAGAUUAAGCGUCUGCAAAAACAAAUUGAGCGACAUAAGAAGAAGAUCAAAUAUCUAAAAGAUCAGGAUUGAAUGCACACAGUUCCCUACAGAAUGGCCCGUAUCUUUGCCCACUGCUAUAGAGACAUAGUUCUGAUUAAUAUUUGGUCUGUGUGCUACUAACAUAAUAAAUUAUCAGUGAACUGC
Messenger RNA from Nannospalax galili (Upper Galilee mountains blind mole rat), 509 nucleotides. It is a transcript of the gene Atp5if1, whose product is annotated as ATP synthase inhibitory factor subunit 1. Gene Ontology annotation, cellular component: mitochondrion. The coding region runs from base 75 to 395 and encodes 106 amino acids. Gene Ontology annotation, molecular function: ATPase inhibitor activity. The transcript has 3 exons. NCBI's taxonomy places the organism in Eukaryota, Metazoa, Chordata, Mammalia, Rodentia, Spalacidae. The record is from RefSeq and is a predicted model, not a curated record. Gene Ontology annotation, biological process: negative regulation of ATP-dependent activity.